This is a messenger RNA of Drosophila arizonae, 451 nucleotides long. RefSeq lists its product as uncharacterized. NCBI's taxonomy places the organism in Eukaryota, Metazoa, Arthropoda, Insecta, Diptera, Drosophilidae. The record is from RefSeq and is a predicted model, not a curated record.
ACAAAUGUGAAAUUUCUUCAUUCCAGUUUUGUACUCCGUUGUGUGCACAGCAAAAAUAUUUUUACAUCUUUUUGGAUCUCGUUCAAUGUUGGGUUGAGAUUCAAAUAUCAAUAACAAAUUUUGGUUACCGACUCUGACGCUGGUACAACACUUCGGGCCACAAAGUUGGAAACAUCAAUAAGAAAUUCUUUGGCAAAUUUUCACACCUAUUUCCGUAAGCUUUUAACAUGUGCUGGCAUCCGGGCGGCUGUUGCGGCAUACCCGCUGGCAUUCAGUGCACAAACUUUUGUUUUAACUAUUGGACAGGUUGCCCCACGACGCCCUGCUGUCGCACCAGCUGCGUGCCUCCCUGUCCACCGUAUCGUGGUUGCUGCGGUGGUCCGCGUUGCGGCUCUUGUUAGCAACAGGCUUAGAAAGAAAUCAGGUCUGAAGCGCCAUGGAAAAACAACAA